Messenger RNA from Psilocybe cubensis, 1500 nucleotides. RefSeq lists its product as uncharacterized. Lineage: Eukaryota; Fungi; Basidiomycota; Agaricomycetes; Agaricales; Agrocybaceae. The record is from RefSeq and is a predicted model, not a curated record. Bases 1 to 1500 code for a protein of 499 amino acids. The transcript is spliced from 3 exons.
AUGCAUAAUCGUAACCAAAAUGUUCUACAUAAACGAGCAUCUCGAGAACGUCAGAGGCAGGCAGGCGCAGAAUCUGCUAAUUCCGAUGUUGACAUGCUCAACGGUGAUGCUUUUGUAUCCACAUCAGACUCUGACCACACUUCAAACGACCAUGUGUUUCCGCCACAACCACCGUCAAAGCUUCUGAUAGAGGAAAUCAUCAAUGGAUUUUGCGCUGAUUCAUCUGCAUCUCUACUGGAGGAAGCAGGCUGCAUGGUCUGCGGUCUGCUGCAGCCUUUGCAUAAUUUAACUCACUUGUCUAUGUUUGAUCAUCCCCUUGACAUACUCGCAGUUGAGGGAGCUACCCGUGUAGAGAGAUUACAUCCUGACGACCCGGUGAAGGACAUCCCGGGCCCUGUGAUCGAUCCUGCAUGUAACCAUCUGCAAGAUCUUUCGUUUGCAGAGCGCAUGAUGAUUGCUCGCAUUCGGCAUAAUCGCUGUCUGGUCAGAGUUUCCUCUGGGCGGGCUAAAAUGACAGCAAAUGUCAUCAUGUACUCUAAUCCAACGCUGAAAGUGUAUCAUGAAUUACCUCCUUCAAAGCCAGAACUUGACGAGGUACUUGCCUUUAUAUUUACAGGACCAACCCAACCCACGGAAGAAGAGUUCAAGCGUAGUCCAAUGCUAGUGCGUCGCAAUAAGGUCGCAGAUGCUCUGGAAUGGUUGAAACUUAACCAUAAGGAUUAUAUUGAUCUUGAAAUAUCCAAGAAAAAUCUCCAGUCUUACCCGCUGAUAGGUGUCCCCGUAGCUGUAGACUACAGACAGCGCAACGGUACUAAUCGUAUGGAGUCUACAAUGAGUCUACACGACGAAGGCGAAGAUGAAGGAACUGUAGACGGACCUUGUCCGUUUACUGUCCAUGGCUUGAGUGGAACAGACUAUGGCAAUAUGUCCAUACAAGCUUUGAAGGCAAAAGCCUUGCAACACAUAGAAAAUGAAGGCAAAAUGCUAGCUAUUGGGCAUGAUCCAAAACCGCAGUCUAUGUACGAUAAUCCUCAGGCCUAUCCGCAGAUGUUCCCUUGGCUAUUUCCUUACGGUUAUGGUGGAAUAGGUCAGCAUUGUCAUAAGCGUAAACUUUCAGAGUCAGAACAUAAGCGAAUACUGCUUAUGCACCAUGAUAAGCGUUUCCAGCGCGACCUUUAUUUUCCUAUUAUUGCAUUCAAUCACGAGCAACUGAAAGGUGGCGUUACUGGUAGCUUUCUUGUUGCAAAACGCCGUAAUUUUGAUGCGAUAUCUAAAAGAUUGCUCUCUAUAGACAAAACGGUUCUUCAAGACAUUUCCUCUCGUCUUGUAAAUGGGGACCAUGUAUCACCUGAAACAGACAGUGAGAAAGACUGUUACAAACUUUUAGAUGAUCUUGACCACGUUGGAGGAUAUGUUAAAGGGUCAAUCACGUCUAAAAAGUAUAUGCGCAAUGAGAUAUGGUUGCCCAAUAUGGUUUAUAACCUUGUCACCUGCCGAUAA